This is a messenger RNA of Colletotrichum truncatum, 1710 nucleotides long. NCBI's taxonomy places the organism in Eukaryota, Fungi, Ascomycota, Sordariomycetes, Glomerellales, Glomerellaceae. The record is from RefSeq and is a predicted model, not a curated record.
AUGUUAGAAUCACGAAAGUCUCUUGAUGAGAAUAACAAUGUCAUUGUCAGCGAACAUAACUUGCAAUCUUCGGAAGAUGGUUCUCCUGCAGCUCCCGAAAAAGGGCAAGAAACCACAGAAGAGACGGGCAAUGGCCCGAAAUACGUCACAGGCUAUAGGCUAAUAUUUGCCAUGGCUGCCUUGAAUCUCAGUGCUGUUCUGAUUAAUCUCGAUAGCUCAAUACUUUCAACUGCAAUCCCUACUAUCACCGACGAGUUUCGUUCUCUCAAAGACAUUGGCUGGUACGUUAGCUCGUUCCAGCUAGCAGUGUCGGCGUUACAGCCCUUGACAGGCAAAUUCUUCACAUAUUUUAGUAAUAAGUGGACCUACAUCAUCUUUCUCAUCAUAUUUGAAGUUGGCUCUCUCAUCUGCGGACUCGCAACCUCAUCACCCAUGUUCAUUGCCGGUAGGGUAGUAUCUGGUGUUGGAGCUUCUGGUUUGUUUAAUGGUUCUAUGAUAAUAAUCUAUGGAAUGGUUUCUGCACAGCAGAGGCCUGCAGUGAUGGGAGUUAUGCUUGCCAUAUCACAGGUUGGGCUGAUUGCAGGUCCACUAAUCGGCGGCUCGUUGACGCAGUAUAGUACUUGGCGUUGGUGUUUCUGGAUCAAUCUUCCUAUUGGGGGCCUUGCCUGCAUCUUGCUAGCUCUGGUUUAUCUUCCUGAGCAAAUGGCAAAGCCCAAAUUCACCGCAGUACUUACGGACCGCAAAAUCCUUCAAAAGUUCGAUGUUGUGGGAUCAGGUAUUUUAGUAGGCGCCGUUGUACAGCUUCUUUUGGCGUUGCACUAUGGAGGUUCUGAAUAUUCCUGGAGUAGUGCCAUUGUGAUUGGGCUGUUCUGUGGGUUCGGUGCAGCAACACUCCUUUUCAUGGGAUGGGAGUAUCGUGCCGGAGAGAAUGCUCUGAUGCCGCUCUCGAUGCUCCUGAAUAGGGUCGUUGCAUGCGGAUCAAUGAUGAAUGUUUGCUUGUUCGGGGCAACCUACAUCUCGACUUACUUCAUCCCGAUCUUCUUCCAAAGCAUUUUGGGGGAUAGCCCAAUGGAAAGUGGUAUUCACAUGCUGCCUAGCAUUGUUGGCUCAAUCUUAUUUACUGUUUUAUCUGGAAUGAUGGACGCCUGUACAGUAUCGAAGCUCGGCUACUACCUGCCAUGGGCAGUGUUCGCUGCUGUAUUAUCAACAGUCGGAACAGGUCUUAUGUCUACGUGGUCCCCAUCUACGAAGACGGGGGAAUGGAUCGGAUAUCAAGUCUUGUACGGCUCUGGCAGAGGGUUGGGGUUGCAAAUGGCCCUUAUCGCCAUCCAAACCGUUUUGCCGCCAGCGCAGGUGGCCAUUGCCUUGACAAUUCUCGUUUUUGCUCAGGGUCUUUCAUCUGCCGUGGUCAUCAGUAUUGCAAACACCGUUUUCGACAAUACGGUAGUGAACCAGAUUGAAAUCAAUGCUCCCAAUGUCAAGCCAAGGGCUGUCCUUGCGGCUGGAGCAACCUUGUACAGGAGCCAGGUGCCUGCCGAGGACCUUGCCAACGUGGUACAGGCGUGGGCUAUUGGCUUUCAGAAGACCAUGUACAUUGCUACCGCUUUUUCCGGAGGCAUGUUUCUAUUUGCGUGGGGUCUGGGAUUCAAAGACGUGAGGAAAAAAGAUGAGGCAACAGCACAGGGACCGAAUAACAACAGCAAAGGCUGA